CUCCGUAGGCGUAUUUUAUUUACUAAUAAUGCGCAGCCAAAGCCGGCGCGUCAUUCUCGCGGCAAACGUCCCUCCCUCCAUAACUAACUACAUACCAUACACCAACCAACCAACCAACCACCACCAUCACCACCAACGACGACCACGACCUCACCUAAACAAAUCCCGCCUUCACGUCAACCCGGCCGUAUCCCAAAAAGAUACAAUUGACUCCCACCCACCACAAGUCGCAGAGGCCACUUGUGCAUACUAUUUUUUGCGAAGUUUUUAUUUACCACCCUGGAACCAAGGUUCCGCCUGGAGAAUUUGCUUCGGGUCGCGGAAAAAACUUAAGGCUCCGAUUUUUUUUUUUCUUUUUUUGGUUUCGCCUUACCCUGAAACUCUCUGCCAGAGCGCAAACUGGUGGCAACAAAAAACAAACUUCCCGGAUUUCAAAGAGCGCAGAAGGGGAAAAAAAACAACAAUUUUUUUAUUAAUGUAUAUCAUCUUGUUGCAUUUCCUUCCUUCUAUCCUCUUUCAAAUUUAUUUGCCUUCCCCGGUAAACCGUUAGCAACCCAACGCGAAAAGAAGAACUCCCCUCAGUAUAUCGACAACAAGAACAUCAACAAAUCAUCCUCGGACUUGUCGCGAAACACAUACCCGAAUUUGUCAAAACCCGCUUUCGAAUUCCCCCGUUUCACUAACCGUUUUCGGUCUCGAAACUGAUAAAGCUCCAGUCGCUGAUAACGCGGCGCGCGCACAUUCAUUGACUGCGCAGUGUAUACCUCCUCUUAGCGACAUCAACUAGACUGAAAGGGGGCAAACAGCCCUCUUGAUAUCCAACUGCUGAGAACGAAAUAUGCCAUCAUCAACUAACCGCCGAACCCGGCGCAAAGACGUUGGAUUGCAAGAGACUCCGGAAACAGAUCAAGUGGAUUCCUCUCCCACUCGUCGUACUACUAAGAAGCGCAAGAUUGACCACUCCCGUUCGCUUCCCUUGCCGUUAGAGAAGACUCCGGAGCCCGUUUCUGCUGAUGAAGCGGAUGACUCCGGUACAGAAAAUGAUCUUGUAACCACCAAGGACCUGGUGGAUUCCGUGAUAGCCUGCCUUGAUGUCUCGGAUGACCCCGUGGUUGUCAUGGAUGAGUACUCGAAUAUCAAAAAUGAACGUGAAAACCCAGAGAGCGUGAAGGCCUAUGCUAAGAUUGCGGGUCGUGACUGGACUUACUACAUGCAAGGUGUACAUAUCAACAUCGGUCGCCCUCCAGACCGGGAUCAGAGGGUCGAUGCCCAGUCAAGCCCCGUCGCCGUUGCAGCCCAGGCGAUGCCGGAAGUACAUAUCGAUCUGGGCCCCAGCAAAUUUGUCUCCAGAUUACAUGCGGAGAUUUUGUACAGAAGUCAGGAUCCUAUUGGCUGGCAUAUUCGCGUCAACGGGCGCAAUGGUAUUCGAUUGAAUACCCAGAUAAUAAAGCGAGGAGGGAUCUCAAAGAUUACUUCUGGUGAUGUUAUCGAGAUUGCAGGCACGCAGAUGAUGUUUGUAACCCCGGACGGUCGGGCUGUCAUCCAUCCUUUCUUCGUGGAUAAGUGCCAGCGCUUGGCUGGUGGCGAUGACGCUGCUAGCUGGGACGAGUCGCAGCAUGCACACCCAGCGCUUUCCCGCAACAGGACCGGCCGGACGGUGCCUCAUAUCGACCAAAAGCAUCAUGACAUUCCAAGUGCCGGAAAUGGUCCCGAGCCAGCGCCAGCGGUUAAGAAGGCUCCAUUUUAUCCCAAGAAUCGGCAAGUUACCACGCCACCUCGUCAGCGAUCUUCAAACACAGAUGAUGCACUCCCGGCCAAACCAUCACCGUCCCCGCUCUACAAUCGCGGUAUGAUGAUAGAGAGCACAGAAGAUAUUGAUUAUAGCGAUGAAUCGGCAAAGGAUCUGAAGCCCCCCUACAGCUAUGCUACGCUGAUUUCACAGGCUAUUUUCUCGACGGAAGAGGAGAAGUUAACUCUGAGCAAAAUUUAUGCGUAUAUUACUGAGAAUUAUGCUUUUUACCGCCAUACAAAAUCAGGAUGGCAGAACUCGAUUCGCCAUAAUCUUUCUUUGAAUAAAGCAUUUCAAAAAGUGCCCCGCCGCACUGACGAGCCGGGCAAGGGCAUGAAAUGGCAAAUUGUUCCCGAAUUCCGACAGGAAUACUUCAACAAACAAAACCGCAAGAGUAACCAGUCAUCUGCCCCCUCCUCACCCGUCACCAAGGAAGGUAAAGGUAGCUUCCGCCCCGCAAAUGGCCAGAAGGGCUACGAUAAGAGUCUCGAAAGCUCGUUCCGAACAAGCAAUCCGUCACCACAAACGACUUCGCCCGGGUUUAACUCGUUCUCCGUUGCACCUGUGGAAGCUUAUACCCCGGAACGCGGUCCCCGAGUCAGCCGUAGAGCCAAUGGGCAUAACAAUGCAGACUACGGCGAACAACACUCCCCUCUACCCACCCGUCCACGGAGUAACAAUCCCAACCGCACAUACGGCCUGUCAGAUAACAUCAGCGGCUCACCGCCCGUCUUGUCAUCUUCAUUCUUCGACGACGCCACGUCCAUGAUCACGCCUGCUCCGCGUCGGCACCAACCCCUCCUCGCCCCCCCCAGCACAGCGCAGAUCCCGUCGAAAUUCAUGCCGAUGAGCUCACCAGCGCAGUUCUGGAAGUUCGCGGAGAUAGGGAAUACGCCGGGGCGAGUGGCUGAUAUGAGUCCGUUGAAUGGCGGCGGCUAUAACUUUAGAGCUGGCGGUGGCAUGGGUGCGGGCGGUGCGGGAGGAUCUGGUGAUGGGCUGUCUGCCAUCCCUAGCAGUAGCCCGCCGCCGCCAAAUUUAGGAAGCCCGAGUAAACCGAGUAGUGGGCCUGGGUUGGGUCGGCCGCUUGAUUCGAGAGUUGCGGGUGGUGCGUCGAAUGGUGUUGUUGGUCUUGUGCCUCGACAUAAUUCUGGCGGUGACAAUCCCGAUGAGGAUGAGGAUGGAGAUGAAAUUGGGGAGUUUGAUCUUGCUCGGGGUUUCCAACCGAUUGGCAGUUACCAUCAGCAAAUAAGCGCAACAAGAGCCAGCGCAAGCGCGUCGACUUCUUAGAAACCAGAAAGAAAAAAUUCAGCUGGCUAUUAGAAAGAGUACGUGUGGGCUUAGAAGGGGGAAAAAUAAACAAUAAAAUACCAAAAAUACAAAAGAAAAAACCGCUCAUCAUAAAGUGAUCUGAUCGAGCAACAAGAAAAAAGAACAAGAGAUAUAAGAAAGACGAUUUGCAAGGCUAGAAAUCACAAAGAGAGCCAUAAGAAAGAUCAAAGAUGCGAAAAGUUUUUCCUCCCGAGUUCCGCUUCAGCUCUUGUUUUUCUGCGUUCGCAGUCGAACGCCCGCCUCCCUCUCCCUCUCCCUCUCCCUCUCUCGCGGACGACCAGUCGAAUAUCACACGAUCUCCCAUGAUCUCUUCCGUCACACCGUCCAUCGCACCUUGCAUAUGCUCUGUUUACGUACGACCCUAUCUGUUAUUAUUAUUAUUAUUGUUAUUAUUAACUUUUACUUUUUAUAUCUGUUCUGUUCCCUGUAUCAAUAUCAACACAAUGGCUGCAUUUGUUUUAGUUCUUUUGGCCUUGUUUCUUCUUCUUUUUGUUUUCAAUGUUUCCUAUGACCUACGAGGGAGAUUCGGGGUUUUUUUUUUUGGAGUGUUUUUUUCUACUUAUUACUUACUUCGCCUUUUCAAUUUUUCCCAUUCUUUUCUUUCCAUUUUCGUCAGAGAGGUAAGCUCUUUUAACUCUCAAAAGAGCUUUAAAAGCAUGCAUGAUUGGUCUCUAUUGUCAUACUUUGUUUUAAUUCUUAUUUUUAUUUUCAAUUUAUUUUUAUUAUUAUUUAUUUCCCUGAUUUCUUUAACCUGCAUGAGGCUUUCUGUGAGUGAAGUAAUUGAUUAUUAUUAUUAUUAUCUCUCUCUCUCUUUAUUAUAGAAAAAUCAACUUUUUCAUGUAAAAAAUGCUGUAACAUGAUUUUAUAUAUAUUUUGUCAAAUUUGCUUCUUCAAACACAGCU
Blastomyces gilchristii SLH14081 is the source of this 4020-nucleotide messenger RNA. RefSeq names its product forkhead box protein C2. The record is from RefSeq and is a predicted model, not a curated record. NCBI's taxonomy places the organism in Eukaryota, Fungi, Ascomycota, Eurotiomycetes, Onygenales, Ajellomycetaceae. The transcript is spliced from 4 exons. Gene Ontology annotation, molecular function: DNA-binding transcription factor activity, RNA polymerase II-specific; protein binding; RNA polymerase II cis-regulatory region sequence-specific DNA binding. Gene Ontology annotation, biological process: regulation of transcription by RNA polymerase II. The coding region runs from base 839 to 3076 and encodes 745 amino acids.